This is a messenger RNA of Saccharomyces paradoxus, 441 nucleotides long. It is a transcript of the gene NCB2, whose product is annotated as negative cofactor 2 transcription regulator complex subunit NCB2. Gene Ontology annotation, cellular component: negative cofactor 2 complex. Gene Ontology annotation, biological process: positive regulation of transcription by RNA polymerase II; negative regulation of transcription by RNA polymerase II; RNA polymerase II preinitiation complex assembly. The record is from RefSeq and is a predicted model, not a curated record. Gene Ontology annotation, molecular function: TBP-class protein binding; core promoter sequence-specific DNA binding; protein heterodimerization activity. The transcript has 2 exons. Lineage: Eukaryota; Fungi; Ascomycota; Saccharomycetes; Saccharomycetales; Saccharomycetaceae. The coding region runs from base 1 to 441 and encodes 146 amino acids.
AUGGCUGGAGACUCCGAUAAUGUGUCGCUUCCCAAGGCGACUGUGCAAAAGAUGAUAUCUGAAAUACUGGACCAGGACUUGAUGUUCACCAAGGACGCAAGAGAAAUAAUCAUCAACUCCGGUAUAGAAUUCAUAAUGAUUCUGUCCUCAAUGGCUUCCGAAAUGGCGGACAACGAGGCUAAGAAAACCAUAGCACCCGAGCACGUGAUCAAAGCACUAGAAGAGUUGGAGUAUAACGAGUUUAUACCAUUUUUAGAGGAGAUAUUAUUGAAUUUCAAGGGCUCCCAAAAAGUCAAAGAAACUAGGGAUUCUAAGUUCAAGAAGUCAGGUCUCUCGGAAGAAGAACUGCUACGACAACAAGAGGAGUUAUUUAGACAGUCAAGGUCUAGAUUGCACCACAAUAGUGUAUCGGAUCCGGUUAAAUCGGAGGAUUCUUCUUGA